Nerophis lumbriciformis (worm pipefish) is the source of this 1694-nucleotide messenger RNA. Lineage: Eukaryota; Metazoa; Chordata; Actinopteri; Syngnathiformes; Syngnathidae. The record is from RefSeq and is a predicted model, not a curated record.
UCAGAGAGCACUCUGACGUUGAGGAAACCGAAACCCGCCGAGCUCACCUGUCAGGUCACCUGACUCAGGUGGACAAAAGUAACGUGCUCGGAAGCCGUUUCGAAACGUUUUCGCGACUCCGAAAUCGGAAACCGAGCGAAUAAUUCGUUCAUUUUUAUUUCCACCUUCUCUUGAGACGUUCAGGUGCCCUCGGAAAGUCCAAGUUCUUCUGCGUUGGGUACGCGCGUUAAAACUGCGAGACGCUUCCGGGUUUGAAAGUUGAAUAAAGUCACUCCUAAACGUAUUUGUUGGUGAAUGUAUCCCGGAGUCAACAUGGACAUGGAGAUGCAGAAUGUUAGGAGCAACAUGGACAUGGAGAUGCAGAAUGUUAGGAGCAACAUGGACAUGGAGAUGCAGAAUGUUGGGAGCAACGGAAGCGAGGCGGCGGCACGUCAGAUGGUGACCACCACAGGAAAUGGGGAGGGCCACACCCACAGGGGCCCCCAGUCAGCUGAGACGGGGAGUCUGCUGCAAGCUCAGUGUAACGGUGGCAGCGUGGAGAUGAAGUCUGAUAGACGUGUGCUCGCACUCAGGGGCCCUCAGGAUAGCGCCAUCUGCAAAAUGCAAAAGGAGCUGAAAGAUGUAGUCUGCUGGAAAAUACCUCUGUGGAUGUUACUGCUCUUCCUCCUCCUCAUCAUGGUCGCCAUCGUCUUCAUCACUCUGGCCCUCUGCCCUGUUUUUCACCAGGACGUAGAUGAGAAGUUUGACCCCUCGACCUUCAACAUUUCUCGCCUCUUCAAGGGCAACUUCAGUCUCCUUGACCUGCCGUUCAGCGACGACCUCCUGGUGCCGUCGUCCAAUCAGAGCCGAGCUCUCAGCCGUGACCUGCAAGGCAAGCUGACCGUGGUCUACAGCGCCUCUCCUGCUCUGAGCCGCUACUUCUCCAAAGCCGAGGUCCACGCCUUCAGGAACGGCUCGGUGGUGGCCGAGUACCGGCUGACCUUCCUGAUGCCGGAGCAGCAGGAGGAGCAGCUGAGGAGGUUCACCUUGAGCAGGGAGAUGGUCUACAACGUGCUCAGGCAGUCCCUGCAUCAGCAGGAGGACCACGGCACCUACAUCGACCCGCUCUCCCUCACCUUGGUCUGAGGCCUAGGGGGUUCUUCCCAUCUUCUUUGAGACACUUCAAUAGGUACACCUGCACAGGAGAGAUCCACCAAUAUCAUUAUCGACCUUGAUAUCUGGCAUUUUGACGUGUUCUUACCACAACUACAUCAGCUGAUAUCAUCAACUUUCUUUUUUAUCCGUAAUGUUUUGUGUUCAAUAGCGGAGCAGAGGACGGAAAUGAUGUUAUUGUGUGCUGUGGCGCCAUCUUGUGGACGAGUUGGCUCACUGCAGUUUUAUCUGCCCUCAGAUGCAUUUCAGUGUUUCUUUACAUACACUGUAAACUAAAAAAAACGUACAUUUUGCGGUUAAAAAAAGGCAGCACAGUUGCUAAAAUGUACCACAAUCAGGCAUGUUAUUUUACCGUCUUUUUUUGAUCUCUGUAAAAAUAUAAAAAUACAAAUUUUCUUUUAUUUUUUCCGACCUACAAUGUGUUAAAAUCUUGAUCUGUCUCUUUGCCAUAAGGACGGUUUUCCCGUAAAGAGUGCGGUUUUUGAUCAUCCCGUGGUAAAAACUGGUUUUACAAUAAAAAUUAUGAAGUUAAAAAUGGAAUC